GCUUGCAACACUGUUGAGAGACGGCUGGGGAUAACAUGGCGGUGGUGGUCGGGCUUGGGCUGCUCGGCCUGUGGUAGUGGGAGAGAGAGGGUCAGGAUUUCCGCCUUCGGGGCGGUAGGGGCUGGUUCCCCCCCCCAGAGGACCUGAGAGCGCUAGGCUGUGGGUGGUGACGGUGGUUGCCGCCGGAGUGGCGGACAGCGGUUUUGGGACAUGGAGACGCCGCGAUUGGAGCAGCUCUUCGACUUUAGGAGGUUACCUACAGAUGGUUUAAUCCUGACCCUCCUGGUGUUGUACGCUCCGUUCGGCAUCUGUUUAAUGCUCCUCAGGAUAUUUAUUGGGAUUCAUGUGUUUUUAGUCAGCAGCGCCCUCCCUGAUAACUUUUUGCGAAGAAUUAUCGUGCGAACAAUGUGCUCGGUUUUAGGCAUGUUUGUUUCUCAAGCUGACCCCAGGCAACGAGAUAAAAAUGUCAAAACUUACAUUGCCAACCACAUUACCCAGUUUGACCACAAUGUGCUGAGUUUCAUCACACCAUGCCACACGCCCUUGCUGGAGGGUCGGCCUGGAUUUGUGAGCUGGGCUCGUGGCUACCUGGAGCUGGGCUGGGUAGAGAGCCGGACGCGUUUGGUGGAGUCACUUCGAGAGUACAGCUCCCCAGAGGGGGAGCAGACAUUAUUGUUAUUCCCAGAGGAUGAAAUGACCAAUGGAAAGGUUGGGCUUCUGAAAUUCAGCUCCUGGGCCUUUUCUGUAGAUAGUACUAUUCAACCUGUGGUGUUAACUGUGAAGAGGCCCUUCAUUGCUGUGAGUGUCGUCGAUUCCUCUUGGGUUGCCGAGCUGCUGUGGAUGUUUUUCAGUCCCUUCACCAUAUACCAAGUAAGGUGGCUGCCCAGAAUGACCCAAAUGGAAGAUGAAUCAGAGGAGGAAUUUGCUGUCAGAGUGCAAGAGCAUUUAGCUAUGGAACUCGGCAUUGUAUCGACUCCACAUACCAAGUCUGACAAAUUGGAAUACCUCAAAAGAAUGAAGCACGUGGCACCACAAGAGGCCAGCUCAGGAACUAAUGCUCCACCUUCGGGAGCUCGACCUCGUACCUUCCUUCCAGGAUUGAGCCUUAGCAGUCUGUCCGCAGAGGAUAUUCGGAUCGCUGGGAUGGCGAAGCAGGUCAAAGAGGUUUUGCCUCACAUCCCACUCAAUGUCAUUAAAAUGGACUUGGUAACUACAAAGUGUGUGGAUACAACCAUCACCAACCUGCUGGAGGGAAGGGUGCAGUUUGCUCCAGAAGAAGUUUCAGUCAGCUCUUCCAGCUUGUCCUUGUCAAAUAAGCCUCACGCUGCGCUUCACAAUUUGACUUCUAUGUCUCAGAAGAAGGUGCCAAGGGAUGUACCUGCACCCAAGCUUAUUUCUAAAACGACAUUUGAGAAAUCGCCAGUUGACAGACAUCUGUCCUUGCAAGAGAGGAAAGAAGCCUUGUAUGCUUAUGCAAGAAGGCGAUACAUUGAGAAGCAUGGGCUGCAGACACAGACGGAUGAGAGCCAGGACAGCGACAGGACCUGAGAUUUGCUCCAGCAUUUCAGCUCGUAGCUCCACAGAAAUGGCACUUGAAGUUUUUUUUUUCUUUCUUUUUGCCUUUUUUGGAGAUUGUUUGUCAUUUAUUUUGGAAAAAAACUUUCUCUUCAAUAAUAUGGGUCUAAUUUUUAAGAUAUUUUAUGGCAAACUUUUCAACAAUCACUUGCUGGGGAUGGGGUAAGGGAGGGAGGAGUUCUGCAGAGUGAUCUGUGUAGCAAUCAUGCAUAUUCCUGUCAUGGAUACCUCUGGGAAGCGGUUGUGUCCUUGUAUUUUUUGGAGUCUUUAUAAAAGAGCUUACAACUGA
Molecule: messenger RNA, 1864 nt
Organism: Hypanus sabinus (Atlantic stingray)
Lineage: Eukaryota; Metazoa; Chordata; Chondrichthyes; Myliobatiformes; Dasyatidae
Gene: aup1
Product: AUP1 lipid droplet regulating VLDL assembly factor
Exons: 12
Coding region: 211-1548 (445 amino acids)
Cellular component (GO): membrane
Molecular function (GO): ubiquitin binding; acyltransferase activity
Source: RefSeq, a predicted model, not a curated record